UAUAUAUUAUUUUCCAAAUUUCAGGGUAUAUUCAUGUUGGUCUCUGGCUACUUUAGGCUCCCACAUGAUAUCCCAAAGCCUUUUUGGCGAUAUCCAAUGUCAUACAUUAGUUUCCACUAUUGGGCAUUACAGGGUCAAUACCAAAACGAUCUUAAGGGUUUGAUAUUCGACAACCAGACACCUGAUCUUCCAAAGAUACCAGGCGAAUACAUCUUGGAGUAUGUAUUCCAAAUCGACGUCAAAAGAUCAAAAUGGAUAGAUUUAAUUGUGAUCUUAAGCAUGAUUAUCAUAUACCGCGUUAUUUUCUUCAUCAUGAUUAAAAUCAAUGAAGAUGUUACUCCUUGGGUUAGAGGGUAUCUUGCUAGGAGAAGAAUGCAACAAAAGAGUGGAGCUCAAAACACAACUAUUGCACCUGAUGUUCUCACUCAAUCUCCAUCUUUGAGAGCCUACAUUUCUAAUCAAAGGUAGGAAUUAUAGUCCUCUUUUGAUUAUUACUUUAUUUCACUUUAAUUAAUCAUGUGGACUUUUUUGUGUGUAUCUCUUUAAAAUGGCUAGUGAACAUUUUAUAAAGAGAGAUAUGAAAAUUUCACAUGAUAAACUAAUGUGAAAUUAUAUUAUAUGGUGAUACAUUAGCUUGAAGAUUGAGAUUAAAGAUAAGAAAUUAUGUCCUCCAAAUUUGAAUGAAGAUUGAAGCUUGUAGUUUUAAAUAGGAUUAGAUUUAUAUUUAACUAUAAUUCUUAUCAUUUUCAUAGGUGUUUUGCUUUUAAUUAACUAUGUUGAUAUGUGAAUUCUAGAGUGUUUAUUAUCAACUCAUGAAAUUCUAUUCUCAGUGUCCUCCUAUAUUUCAUUAAUGCUUGUUUGGUGGAACAAAUAUAAGUGAUUUGAGUAUAA
Cicer arietinum (chickpea) is the source of this 891-nucleotide messenger RNA. RefSeq names its product ABC transporter G family member 11-like. Lineage: Eukaryota; Viridiplantae; Streptophyta; Magnoliopsida; Fabales; Fabaceae. The record is from RefSeq and is a predicted model, not a curated record.